Molecule: messenger RNA, 3714 nt
Organism: Closterium sp. NIES-67
Lineage: Eukaryota; Viridiplantae; Streptophyta; Zygnematophyceae; Desmidiales; Closteriaceae
Source: the annotation of a GenBank genome assembly
GCCAAAUCCAACCAGGCAGAAAACGAAACUGCAGUAGUCGCCAUGGCACUCGCUGCUAGCUAUGGCGCGAUCGACGCGCGGUCCCUCGAAGCCGAGCUUCUGCUCGUCUCGUUCGGAGCGCCUCCCUCGUUCCCGCUGCACCGCGGCGCAGAAGACGGGUCCUUAUUAUCACGCGAAGCACCGUCGCGUGCACCGCCGUUGGCCGUGCUGACCUCCGUGCUUGCGCUGAUCAGGGCGGGAAGGUAUGUCGCAGCGCUGCAGCGCGCAUCCUUCGCGCUCGCGGUCUUCCCCUCCGCGGAUCAGCUGGCGGAAGCGGUGGCGGCAGGCGCGCAGAGCCAGCAGGGGGAAGCAGCCACAGGCGCAGCGGCGGCGGAAGCCUUUUUCCGUGCAGUGCGGGGGAGAAUCGGCGCAGUGCUGGCGGAUCUGGGGGGGGAAAAUCCCUCAGAAAGCGCAAAAGCGGAGGGGGGUGAGGGGGCAGGGGAUGCGGCCCAACCACAUGCCGAAUCAACUCAAAUGCAUGUCGAAUGGAGUCAAACGGCACAGGAAUCGUGCAAGGGGGAUGGGGCACUCCUCGAGUGGAGCGGGGGCGAGAGGGCGCUGGCGGUGUUGCUGAUGGGGGCGGCUAGCCUGUGCCUCUUCGUGCAGGCAAACGUGAGCGGCCCCGAGCCGUCUGCCGUUCCAACCCUCCCAUUUGGUCAAGGACCAGCAGCAGGUGCCACGACAGCAAGCACAGCUGACCCCUUGUUCCUCGCCAGCGAGGCGGCACGCGUGGCGGUGUGCAAGUGGUGCCAGGUGGAGCUGAUGACAGAUGGUGCUGACGUCACUGGCAGAUGCCACCUCCCCCAGUACCUCCUCCUCGCCAGGUCCCUUCUCCUCCCCCCUCUCUUCCCACUCCUCUUCCCCUCCCCUUCCUCCUCUUCCCCCUCCCCCUCCUCCUCUGUUAAACCUUCUGACGCCUUCUCCCCCGCCCUUCUGCCGCCCUCCUGGCCCUGGUGGGCGGCGAGGCUUGUCGUGAUUCACCAGAGGGUGCUACAGGAGCGGUCCCCCUCCCUCCGCGCCCUGCUGCUGCCAUGCACUGUUCACCUGGGGACGACUCUGGGGGGGAAAGAGGAAGUGAGAAAAGCGCUUUUCGCGGGAAGGGAUGAGGAGGAGGGAGGAAGGAGAGGGGAGGAGGAGUGGGAGAGGAAUGAGGAGAGAGCGGAGGGGGAGGUGUGUGUGCGGGUGGCAGCGAUGGUGCAUUUGGAGGUUGGGAUGAUGGAGAUGGCCUAUGCACACGUGGACACUGCCAGGAAGUGCUUCGAGAGGUCUUUAGAAGAGUGCGGGGUGGCACUGAGUGUGACUGGAGCUAUGGGGUACCGCACGGUUCAUCAAGUUGAUCCCAAGGCCCAGCUGGUGCUGCAGGUAAGGAGGGGGGAAGCACUAGCUGCAGGCAUGGCAGAGGAUCGGAUGGAGGAAUGGGAGAAGGGAAAAGCUGGAGGGGAGGGAGAGGGGGAGGGCGAGGGAGAGGGUGAGGAGGAGGAGGGCGAGAGUAUGGAGGAGUUGGAGUGCUUGCUUGAGCCCGAGAGUGACGUGCUGCUGGCGCCGCGCCUGGUGGAGGGGAGCGGCGGGGCAGAGAAGCACAGCACAGCAGCAACUGGAGCCGGGGCUGAUAGGCGCGGUGGUGAGGGCGGCAGCGCUGGGGGUGUGCUGAGGGGCGUGGAGCAGGCGGCAGUGCUGGCCAUGGCUGUUGACACGGUGAAGAGCAAUGCAGCUGACGAGAUGAGGGGGUGGGAGGCAGCGCCUUAUAUCGAGGCAAUCACUCUCCAGCAGCACAUUCCGCCCAUGGUUAAGGCGGGCUGUGAGCUGUUGAGGAUCCGGUGGGAGCGGAAGAGAUCGCACACGCGGCAGAGAGCGGUUGCCAUGAUGGAGAGGCUGAUCCAUUCAAUCUCGCAUCAGGAAAAGCGAAUCUGGUGCCAGCAGCAGCAGCAGCAGCAGCAGCAGCAGCAGUUGCAGUCAUCCUCUCCAAAAGCAGCUUCGGGAACAGCAGGAGGAGCUGCAAGCAGCACAACGCGUAAGGAGUGGGAGGAGGCGAGGGAAGCAGCUGAGAGGAUGCGAUCCUGCUUCGCAGUCUGGUUCCCCACCACUCCUGCCCUCUUCAAGGAGUAUGGCGAACUGCUAGUGGCGAAUGGGUGUGUGGGAGAUGCCAUGCGGGUGUUCGAGAGCAACGAUCUGUGGGACCACCUCAUCGACUGCUACAGUCUCCUGGGCAAGCGAGCAGCAGCAACAGCGCUUGUAACUCAGAGGCUCAAGGAGCAGCAGGAGGACCCGCGCCUCUGGUGCUGCUUGGGGGAUCUGACUGAGGAGAGGGAGUGCUAUGAGAAGGCGUGGGAAUACUCCCGGCACCGAUAUGCACGCGCCCAGCGAUCGCUAGCGCGCAUGGCGAUGAACAACAAGGAUUUCCAGUCAGCCAUCACUCACUGGGAGGCGGCUCUGGCGAUCAGCCCUCUGCAUGGCUCCGCCUGGUUCUCCCUGGGCUACUCCGCCAUCCAGGCAUGCGACGGGGACAAGGCUCUCUACGCUCUCACGCGUUCAGUCCAAAUAGACCCGGACAAUGGAGAGGCGUGGAACAACCUCGCUGUACUGAACCUGCAGCGCAACCGAAUGCCUGAGGCGUUCAAGACACUACAGGAGGCACUCAAGCACAAGGGCGACGAUUGGCACCUGUGGGAGAACUUUGCCAAGGUGGCUCUAGACGUGAAGAGCUACCAGCAGGCCACAAGGGCGGCAGCACGAGUGUUGGAGCUGACCACUGGGAAGAGGGUCGACACGGGUGUGCUAGAAGGGUUGAUAGGGGUGGUGGAGAGGAGUAGGCGAGGGGGGAGGGGGGAGGAGGAGGGAGGUGGAAGGGGAGAGGAGGGGCAAAGUGGGAGGGGCGUUGCUGAGGGAGGGGAGAAAGUGGCGGAGAGGGGUACUGGAGGUGCUGCUGAGCUGGAUGAUCUGGUGAUGGAUUUGCAGCCGUUGGAUCUGGGCAAGAUGGCAGGGGGGGAGGGGCAGGGGGAGGAGGCGGUGGGAGGGGAGAGUGGGGGAGAGGGCGAUGGUGUGCCUGUAACGAAUGGUGCUUAUAAGGAGGAUGGUGGGGCGGAGGAGGGGAGUGAUGGUCCCAUGAACGAAAGGGAGGCUAUGAGGCUUGAAUCUGAGCUGAGGAAGCUUCUGGGAAAGGCAGUGGCGUCAGGAGCAGGUGUGCCUGAGAUCUACCGCCUGCAAGGAACCUUCCUGGAAGCGGUGGGCGACGCUGACGUGGCAGCCGAGGCCUUCCUGCGCCACGUGCGCGCACUGCAGUCCGCCAGCUGGCAGCACGGCGAACCAGCGGCGUUCCGCCAGCUGGCGCAGGCGGCGCUGAGGUGGACAGUGGCUGUGGUGCGGGGAGUAGCGGGGGAAGAGGGGGUGAAGGAAGUGAGGGGAGGAGGGGAGAAAGAGGGGGAGGGUGUGAGAGUGAGUGGUGCGGGCAGGAGGAGAUUGGCAUCUGUGCGCAUGCUUCUAAGCAACAUUGUGAAGCAGGGAGACCUUUUCUCUGACCUUGCUGAGUUUGGAGAGUUGAAGUCAGCUCUAAGCGUUGUUAGCGACCUAGAGGCCAGAGAGGGAUGAGAUUCGCGUAAAACGUGUCGUGAAUUAUUUUCGUAUUAUGUAGUCUUAGCAUGUAAGCUUUGGACUGGAAAAUCAACAAAGUUGCCCUUA